This is a messenger RNA of Saccoglossus kowalevskii, 393 nucleotides long. RefSeq lists its product as uncharacterized. NCBI's taxonomy places the organism in Eukaryota, Metazoa, Hemichordata, Enteropneusta, Harrimaniidae. The record is from RefSeq and is a predicted model, not a curated record.
AUUGCAGAUCUAAGUCAGGGCAUUCCAGAUCUGGAUCCAAGUCGGGCCAUUCCAGACCCGGAUCCAAGUCGGGCCAUUCCAGACCCGGAUCCAAGUCGGGCCAUUCCAGACCCGGAUCCAAGUCGGGCCAUUCCAGACCCGGAUCCAUGUCGGGCCAUUCCAGACCCGGAUCCAAGUCGGGCCAUUCCAGACCCGGAUCCAAGUCGGGCCAUUCCAGACCCGGAUCCAAGUCGGGCCAUUCCAGACCCGGAUCCAAGGCGGGCCAUUCCAGACCCGGAUCCAAAGCGGGCCAUUCCAGACCCGGAUCCAAAGCGGGCCAUUCCAGACCCGGAUCCAAGGCGGCCCAUUCCAGACCCGGAUCUAAGUCGAGCCAUUCCAGACCCGGCUCCAUGA